Messenger RNA from Brachypodium distachyon (stiff brome), 2303 nucleotides. RefSeq lists its product as uncharacterized. The coding region runs from base 308 to 1654 and encodes 448 amino acids. The record is from RefSeq and is a predicted model, not a curated record. Lineage: Eukaryota; Viridiplantae; Streptophyta; Magnoliopsida; Poales; Poaceae. The transcript has 2 exons. Gene Ontology annotation, molecular function: protein binding.
AUUGCUUAAUUUUAUAACAGGAGGUAGCAGUACAAUUGAGCUCGUGAGCAAAACUAUUUUCCGGCUGCUGGAAUGACCCAAAAGCUAGCUAUUGUGCGAUUUUUUGACUUUUCCGUGAACUUGGCUAUUGGUCUGCCUAAGGAAACUUGGUCGCCACUCAUGCGCGGAGAUAGUGGACGCGCACAACAGCUGAGACCGACCAGUCUCGAUUCCUUCCAACACGCAUACAAAUUGACGCGCGAAGACCGCCCAAGAGCAGCACAAACAAAACGAAACAAGUGCGUCCAGAACUGUUGGUUUCCAUUCCAUGGCGACAGAGGGACAGCGCCGCCGCAAGAACAAGACCAAGGCCAAGGCCAAGAGAGCGUCGGGGCCGGCGGGCAUGAACGACCUCCCCGACCAUGUCCUGGAGCUCGUCCUCCUCCGCGUGGGCUCUUCCUUCGACCUCAUCCACGCAGCCUUCACCUGCAAGCCCUGGCGCCGCAUCAUCGCGGAGCCCCGCUUCCUCUCCCGCUUCCGCUCCCUCCACGCGCCCCACGUCGCCGGCCACUACUACCACGACGUCGUCGAUCCCUGCAACCGCAACACGGGCGGCCACGUCUUCCUGCCGGCCCCCUCUAGCUCCAGGGACGCCCUGAUCGGCCUCGACCCGUGCCGCUUCUCGCUGGACUUCCUCCCCGACCCGGCGCCAGCGGAGUACGGCGGCAGCACCAACAGCAGCUAUUGGGAAUUGGUCGACAGCCGCGGCGGCCUCCUCCUCUUCCACCGCUGCGAGACGCGCUCAGAGUUGGACAGCCGGUGCUACCUCGACGACCUGCUCGUCUGCGAGCCGCUCACGCGGCGGUGCCAGGGAAUCCUUGCCCCGACCGGGGGUAAGUUCUUCGGCCUCUUCCUGCUUGACGGCGAGAGUACCGGCGGUGGCCAUGGCCGCAGCAGCAUCGGCAUCUCGAACUUCCGAGUGGUCGCCUCGCUCUACGACUGCGCCGACGAUUACAGCCGCGACGUGCCGUCCGCCCUCGUGUUCCACUCCGGCACCGGCUGGCGCGAGCCGGAGAAGAGCGCCGACAUCGAGCUUCUGGGCUACCUGGAGCUCAGUUUCGCGGGGCGGGCGAACGGGUCAUUCUACUGGGCGAUGGAGAAGGAGCCGGAGGAGGAGGACGGCGCCGUGCUGGCACUCGACGAGGCCACCAUGAAUUACUCGCUCGUCACGUUCCCAGGGACCGGCCUCGAAACAGCGACGGACGCGUCCACCUUCCGUGUCGUCCAAGGCGAAGGCGCGGCGUCGCGCGUGGUACGCUUGACCGGCAACGAGCUCACGGUCUUCGCGCGGCACCAGGGCCUGGGAGAUUGGGUGCCGGAGAGGCGCGUGGACAUCUCCGAGGCGACGCUCGGGCUCCCGGGGCGCGAGGAGUGGCAUUUCCAGGAGCUUACGGCGGCCAUGAUCGUCGCGGCGAACGCAAGGUUCGUCCUCGUCGCGCCGAAAAGGGAGGAGGAGCCCUGCUGGAUCGUCUCCGUGGAGCUAGACACGAUGCAGGUGGAGCGCGCGGACGAGAGGAUCAGGUGUGCCGGGGAUGUGUAUCCAUACGAGCUGCCGUGGCCGCCGGCUUUGCAGGCUUGUACUGCCCAUCGCCGGCCCGGGAGGAGACACCGCUGAAUCGCUGAUGCCAUGCCCAGUGUUGCUGAAUUGCGGUUGGCAAGCUAGCAAAGCGACUCAGUGCACUGUUGCAUUUUGGUUUAACGGAGAAUAUUACUUACAGUCGAAGUAACCACAAGGACCGUAUUCUGUUCACUGCUUUAGAUAAGAAAAGCAAAAGAAAAACCGUCUUCCGUAACUAACGUGUCUUUUUUUUUAUAGUAAAUUUCAUGUUUGACCCCCAAAUUUCAGUUCUUUGACAGCUUGGACCUCGUCUCUGUGUUGUGCACCAACAUCGAUUGCGUUUGAACUCUUCCUUCCGUCUGUGAAGCUCCUGCCGAUGACCAGUUGCGGAGCCAGGAAUGGAGCAAGCAUGGUGCUAACUUGAACAUUACAGGAUAGCGAAGAAGACGUCGCGGCCCGCCGGCCUCGCAGAACUCAAAGACAAGCUCGUGAGGCGUGUCGAUCAACAACUGCAGAAGCCUCGUGCCACCGAUCGCUGCGCUCGUCCUGAACAUUGCUCCACCAUAUCACCGCUCCCCUGCGGAUAGUUUCGCGGCCAUUGGUCGUGUUCUUGUUUUGAGUGAUCGGUUGUGUUGACCAGUUUUUGUGCUUGUAAAUAUAUUCUUUCUAUCAAUGCAUCGAGACGCAAGCUUUGCGUUUUCUCAAA